Molecule: messenger RNA, 1752 nt
Organism: Cololabis saira (Pacific saury)
Lineage: Eukaryota; Metazoa; Chordata; Actinopteri; Beloniformes; Belonidae
Gene: rab5aa
Product: RAB5A, member RAS oncogene family, a
Exons: 6
Coding region: 215-865 (216 amino acids)
Molecular function (GO): GTP binding; GTPase activity
Source: RefSeq, a predicted model, not a curated record
GAUUGUGAGGGGAAGUUGAGAAGAAAGGAAGAGAGGAGGAGACGUGACGGGAUUGUUGAAACUACUCUCCUGGUGCCCAACCACCUCGCCGCAGCGGCCGGGUUUCGUGUGUAAACACCACAGCAGCGGUAUCCGGGUCUCAGACAGCUACUAGACAGCAGAAGUCCAGAUUGUGAAGUUUGCCGCACACUACACCAGAAGAUCUGAUUAGGUCAUGGCCAAUCGAGGAGGAGCUUCCAGACCCAAUGGGCCCAACGCAGGGAACAAGAUCUGUCAGUUUAAGCUGGUGCUGCUGGGGGAGUCGGCCGUGGGAAAGUCCAGCUUGGUGCUCCGCUUCGUUAAGGGCCAGUUCCACGAAUUCCAGGAAAGCACAAUAGGAGCGGCCUUCCUCACCCAGACGGUGUGUUUAGAUGACACAACAGUGAAGUUUGAAAUCUGGGACACUGCAGGUCAGGAGCGUUACCACAGUUUGGCACCCAUGUAUUACAGAGGAGCACAAGCCGCCAUCGUGGUCUAUGACAUCACAAACGAGGAAUCUUUUGCUCGGGCAAAGAACUGGGUGAAGGAGCUUCAAAGGCAAGCUAGCCCUAAUAUAGUCAUCGCUCUGUCAGGCAACAAGGCUGACCUUGCCAGCAAGAGAGCUGUCGACUUCCAGGAUGCCCAGUCCUACGCAGAUGACAACAGCUUACUCUUCAUGGAGACUUCAGCCAAGACGUCUAUGAAUGUGAAUGAGAUAUUUAUGGCUAUUGCAAAGAAAUUGCCAAAAAGCGAGCCUCAAGCUCCGGGAGCAAACAGUGGCCGGAGCCGUGGAGUGGACCUGACAGAAACCGCGCAGCCAGCCAAGGCCCCGUGCUGCUCCAACUAACGCGAAGAACAGGCGUUCCCAGACCUACAUACUAGUAACUAAUGUGGCCAGUGCCCCAGAUGCCACUGCGGCUACUAAUGCAAUGUGUCACCCAUUGUUUGAAACAAGAAAAGAUGCCCCCGUGCCCCUUCCCCCCUACCCUUUUUCUUUUUUACUCUUCGUCUGCUCUUUUUGGCUGUAGCGAAGUCAGUGCCAUCACACUGAUCUUUCUUUGGGGUUCUGCCUCUUUUCCUCCAUUCUGGUUCUGCUGCUACCUGGUGAAGCCUCCUAACCACUCUGUCUUACUUUCUGCAGCCCGGCUUGGUACAUCUAUCAGUUGUCAUUGGUAGAUCAGCGAUCACAGACAAUAGAAGCAUAAAUACACUCUGCGUUUUAUAGUCUUCCUUCCUUGACUUGAUAAAAGUUUGAUUUUGAGGAAGUAAUCACUUCCUUUUCCUGGAAUAGCUUAAGACUUUACUACUUCUUUUUUUUUUUUUUUACCAGUCUUCUGUAUUUAGGUCUCUCUUUUUUUUUUGGUAGGUGUUUAUUAUUGUUUACUUUAAUUUUGUUGACAUUAUCAAAGCACAUACUUGUAUAUUUACAUGGACUUAAGUAGAAUUUUUAUUUUUUUGUCUACCGUGGCACAAAAAAGCAUGUUAAGCGAUGAGGAGUCUAUUCUCGUAAAUCUGAGAAAAAGGAAAGGCAGAGGGUAGAGAGACCGAGAGGAACCCUGAGCUCUGUCCCUCUUUUGUCACUGGGACCCUUUUAUCUUAAAGUUUAAAGAUAAUUGGGCCCGCAGUCCUUUUAAAGCCUUUCUCUGAUCCCCUUUUCCUGCCCUCUGCUGUCAUUGUCUUCUCCCUCGAUUAAACCCAAAUUCACACGAGUGUAUAUCUUUUUUUUUUUUUUUU